UAAUGAUAUUACUUGGUAGUAUUUGAAACAAUUAAAGCACAAGUCUGUCCUGCAGUUACAGUUUCCAGGAUACAGUGGACUCACUGGGGGCUGAGGUGAGCACUGCAGCAACACUGCUGAGUGUGCUUUAAACUAACUUGAUAGAUUAGUAGUGCGUGAUGUUUUGGGGUUCUUAAUAAAUUUUAGUUGUAGGGAAUGUGUACAAAGGUUCUUGUCAAGGGGAUGUCAGUUUGGCUCUAGGAGGCAAAUUUUCUGGUAGUUUCUGUUCCAAGCACGACCUACUUAGUAGCUGUCCCUGUUGCUCAGUGAUUGACCUCAUCAGCAGCGAGAAGUUGAAGGCAGAGGGAACAGAGAGCAAACAAGUGAUCCAAAAGUUAUGGGAAGCAGAGAAAUCGCAAAACCACAGGGAAAGUUAAGAUGAAUUAUGUCAAAACAUAAUUGUCUUGAGAGCCAAUCAAGUGAUUAGUAAAGCACACUUCGUUUUUAAAAAGAAGCUUCCACAAACCAUUAGAAGAGUCUGCAUAUAUCUAUUCAAAAUUUUCUCAGACGUUAUUAAUAAUGAGUUACAUUUUGAACUUGUAGGAGGUUUUUAUGCGUGAGCAUUUGCACUAAAAUAAAUCUAUUUUAUUAUUCCAAAUACCUUCCGGCGUAUCUGAGUGGUCAUGGACAUGUGACAUUCUGGUGUGGAUCUGGCAUCUGGCUCCCCCUUCUAUAGCGAUUUUCCUGUACUCUUCACCAAUUGGCUAUGAACUGAAUAUUCUGAAACCAGAAGCUGUACUAAACAUCUUUAAUCUAAAAAAUUAUGACAUCAACAUCCAAAGGAAUCCUCCGGCCAUUUUUAAUCAUCUGCAUUAUCCUGGGCUGCUUCAUGGCAUGUCUGCUUAUUUACAUCAAGCCCACCACUAGCUGGAUCUUGAGUCCAAUGGAAUCUGCCAGCUCAGUGCUGAAAAUGAAAAAUUUCUUCUCCUCCAAAACUGAUUAUUUUAAUGAAACUACUAUUCUGGUGUGGGUAUGGCCAUUCGGGCAGACCUUUGACCUUACAUCCUGCCAAGCAAUGUUCAACAUCCAAGGAUGCCAUCUCACAACAGACCGUUCACUAUACAAUAAGUCCCACGCAGUCUUGAUACACCACCGAGACAUCAGCUGGGAUCUGACUAAUUUGCCCCAGCAAGCUAGGCCACCUUUCCAGAAAUGGAUUUGGAUGAAUCUGGAGUCACCAACUCAUACUCCCCAGAAGAGUGGCAUUGAGCACCUGUUCAAUCUGACUCUAACCUACCGCCGUGACUCAGAUAUCCAAGUGCCUUAUGGCUUCUUGACAGUAAGCACAAACCCAUUCGUGUUUGAAGUGCCAAGUAAAGAGAAGCUGGUGUGCUGGGUUGUAAGUAACUGGAACCCUGAGCAUGCCAGGGUCAAGUAUUACAAUGAGCUAAGCAAAAGUAUUGAAAUCCACACUUAUGGUCAAGCAUUUGGAGAAUACGUGAAUGAUAAGAACUUGAUUCCUACCAUAUCUGCUUGUAAAUUUUAUCUCUCUUUUGAAAACUCAAUUCACAAAGAUUACAUAACAGAAAAGCUCUAUAAUGCUUUCUUGGCUGGAUCUGUACCUGUUGUUCUGGGACCAUCCAGGGAAAACUAUGAAAAUUAUAUUCCGGCAGACUCUUUCAUUCAUGUAGAAGACUAUAACUCUCCCAGUGAGCUAGCAAAGUACUUAAAGGAAGUCGACAAAAACAAUAAGUUAUAUCUUAGCUACUUUAAUUGGAGGAAAGAUUUCACUGUAAAUCUUCCACGAUUUUGGGAAUCACAUGCAUGUUUGGCUUGUGAUCAUGUAAAAAGGCAUCAAGAAUAUAAGUCUGUUGGUAAUUUAGAGAAAUGGUUUUGGAAUUAACUUUUUCCAUCAUUUGCACAUUUAGCAAAAUAUUUUGAUGAACUGUCAUCUAAAUAUUGAGGAUAAGAAGAGAAACAAUGUUCUGAUUUUGUGUCACAGUUUAUUUUUAUUAUCCUCUCAUGGGUAAUGUGAAUACUUUGCUGGAGAUAGAGAUUUUUUAAGAACUCACAAUUAUCAACCAUUCCAUUUGGUUUUAAAUUAUCCUGUAUAUACCUAACUAUGUGCAUUGAAAAAUAAUUUAUUCCUCAUUAUCAUUUAUAAACGUUCUUGUUCACAUUUUUGUAGCUGUCUGUAAGUUGAGGAUUCUGUUGUUGUUUCUACACUGAUCAACUGUUCAGGCUAUCUGGUAAAUGAAAAUGUACGAUUCCCAUUUUAAAGUAUGAAAGAUCUUUACUAAAUAUUAUAAUCUAUAAUUCCAAAUUUGCACAGUUAGAAAAGAAAAAUGCACCGUAACUGCAUUCUAAGCUAUAUUACUUCAGAAUUGAACACUGUAUAAUUAUUUGAUCUAUUUUGUACCUGUUUACCACUUUGGUGAGUGUAAAGUUAUUCAUGCAUUAAGUACGAUAUGAAGGAGAACUGUUCUAUUCAGGAAGUUAUUAUGUUUCACAUUUAUUUUCAUUAAGCUGACUCGCAAAAGCAGCCAAUUAUUCUUAUGGUCUUAAAGUACUCGAGAAUUCUUACAUAUCCAAUUUGUUAUCAUUUUCAGUACCUGAGAAAUAGUACCAAUAACCCUUAAACAAAUGUAAGAUAAUUCUCAAUAUUAAUGCUAUUUGUUGUGAUAACAAAUGAUUUCUUCAAAUGCCAAUGAAAAGGAUACCUAAAGGUACAAAUUAUAUUUAUAAAUGUUACUAUUUGAAAUAUAAUUCCUAAUUAUUUAUAAAUUUAAGAUAUUUUUGAGGCCCUAAUAUUUCCAGCAGUUUUAUUUGUCCAUAUAAGCAAAUAGAUGCUCAUAACAUUUGAAAAUGCAUCCUAUCAUUUAAAAGUAAAUAAAUAAAAUUGUCAAUGACAGGUUAAAUGUCAUAAAGCAGUGAUCUACAAGAAACACAGGGGCCAGGGAUUUAGCUCAGCAGCAUAAGCGCCUGCCUGGCAAGCGUGAAGUCGAGAGUUCAAUCCCAGGUACAAAAAACCCACAAUGCUAGGAUUCAGUGAAUCAUUUUGUAAUGAAUCAAUGAAUGGUAUUGAAAAUCACAGGAAGGGACAGUUGUAACUGAGAGAUACUGAUUGAACAUGAUAUUUUGUAUUACAUCCUAGUAAUUAUCCAUACAUAACACAUUUGACUUGGGUCUUCAGAGCUUUACUGAACCAACAUAAGCCAGCACUGCAUGAAAUUUUUGAAGAAUAUAUUCCUAAAUUUUCAUAUACCUAUAGAAUUCUUCUAUCAUAGGCUAGAGAGGGGGAAAUAUGAACAUAAACAAAAACAGUGAGAAAAGCUAAAGAUUUUCAAGGAAAGCAUCUUCCGAAUCACUAAUGCCUUUCUUUCACUCUUGCAAAACCCAUCAAAUUUAUUAGAAUGUUCUAAGGGCAUUCCCUUGUCUCUUUUGUAUUUAUUUUAAUAACCAAAGAAUAAUUUGUCUUCAUGGAUGUCCUCAUAGAUAAAGAUCUCACAUUUAUUUUAUUGUUAUAACAGUCAGACUCAUAAUUUACACUUAUCAUUUUUUUAAUCUAAAAGUUGGGAUCUUAAGAACAUGCAUUGCCAAUAAAUUUAGAAUGUACUUCCUUUUUUGUGAAAGCUGAAAAGCAUUUUGCCUUGCUUUUACUAAAGUGAACAAUGAUUAUUUCAAAUUACUGCAAAACAUGAGAGAAAUUCCCUCUUUGAUGACUAUGAAUUAAAUCUCUUUUUUGGAUUGUAACUAUAAUUCCGUGCUGAUAAUAUGACCCAAGUCAAAAGUGUAAGGAUUUAGCUGGUGUUGAAACCCAUUAGCUAUCCAAGACUAAUAAAUUUUCAAAUUGCACAGUCAAACCAAUGUGUCAACUGAACCCUUCAGUUGUAGCUCUAUUGAUCUUGAGUUUUAAGGAUAGAAGGAAUUAUAGCAAGUUAAUUCAGUCUUUUCCAUUGAAUUAACUGGGUUCAGAGAUGAUACGUAUUAAAGUAUACCUUCACACAUAUACACACAGAGACAUCUGACCGAGUGACAGUAGUUAAAAGAAUGUGGGAUCCUCUCUUUCCAUCGUUCCCACCUCAUCAUAGAAGGAUUGCUGAAUUCCUAUAAGUGUAAUUUUGUCUGGGACUAAAUUGUGAAACUAAAAAGAAAAUAUACCACUUAAAAUAUUUGUUUCAAAAUACCAAAAAGUAUUGUGAUCUGAAUAAAUACUAAUUAUGAUAGACCUUAAUAGAAAUAAAUACUAUUAUAGGCCUUACUAAUAAGAAUAAAUACAGAAUUAUCACUAUCUGUCAGUAUUACUCUUUGGAAAAGACAGACUGUAGCAGCCACAUAUUUUAUGAAAGUCAUAAAUCUGACAAAGUGAAGUAAAAACUUUAAAAAUUAUCUUGGUCACAACUAAUAUCAACUUAAAAUUUUCAUGUUUACUAUAAAACUCCUGACAACCAAGUAAGUUUUAAAAAAUCACAGAGUGUUUGUAAUGUAAACUGACAAAAUAUUUUGGAAUUAUUUGCUAAAGCUUCAACUUCGUAUCUCCAACUGAAGGUAAAAUAUGAAAAAAAUAGGAACUGUGUAUUGCUAUUUUUUCCAGCUUUCAAAUUGAUUUUCAUAAGUCUUGGGAUAAUCACCUAGACAUUGUUUUUGUAUAAAAUAAUAUUUCUUUAAAAAUCUGUAGAUCCUGUGUUUGAUCAUAUAUUUGAUUUCUUUGAAUGCUUAGUUUCAUUUUGGAGAGCUUCUUAAAUUAUAAUGAAGUUGUUAAAUAUAGCAGAUUUCAGAAUCUACAGGAUAAGCACAGUGUCUUAAUGCAGGAGAGGAUCUCAGAAAUACUUGAAUAAACAAGCUAACAUUGCUGGUUGGCAUGUAAAAUAUUAUUAAAGUAGUGACCAUAUCAGCUCCUUGGUACUAAUUGGAGUGAUAGUCUACAUUUAUUUUAUUGAUCAGUUACUGCCUGGCAGAUGAGUCAUUAUAGCCUCUUUUUCUUUCCUACUCCAUUCUAAGACCUCCUGAAGAGAAAUAACACUUCGAGAAAUGCUGAAUAAGAUUUAAAACUUGUUAAUGUUAUAUUUAAACAUCAAUAACACACAGCUUGUAGUAGAAAUGAAAAGUAGUAUUUAAGAAGAGUAUAAGCAGCAAGCACUAUGAAUGGCAGAUAGUUGUUACCAAUCUAUGAAGACAGAAAUAUAGUUUAAUCCCCUGUAAUUUCCUAACUUUAUGUUACUGUUUUGCAGCAAUGAAGAUGUUUUUGUAUUCGGGAUGUUUGUCAUACAAACAUUUCUUUUGGAAUUUUGAAAAUGGAUAAACUCCACUGCUACCAAAUUGUCUUUUCUCUCAAUAAUCUAUAUUGUAUAAUCCAUACUCAUAAAUAUUUUACAAAAGUGCAACCUAACUGAGAGACAUAACCUAGAAGUAUAAAGAAUGCUAGUCUAAGUUGUUAGUUCAACAAACUGUAAUUGUGGAAAAGCCACUUAACCUCGCUGGACCUUUUUGAAGGAAGGUUCCUUCUAGCACUACUGAUCUUUAGUUAAUACAUAGAGGCACUGGAAAUGAAAUUUCAAAGACCAUCUCAGAAUAAUUUUUGGCAGUAAAUAUUCCAAAGAAAUUUUCCUUUUAUUUUUCUAUAUAUACAUUUAAAGUAUAAAACUGAUUAUUUAAACUAAUAUAUGAAAUAAUAUAAUUUAUUCUUUAUUGGAGUUUAAAUCAUAGCAAGUGCUCAAUUAACUAAACUUUCUCCUUUUACUUCUCCUCCCUUAGCUGUCUACUGAUAUCUUUUAUAACUCAUUACUCACUGAGAAUUUAAUUGAUUAUAGAAAACAACCAUAAAUUGGGCAUUAUUUUAAAAUAUUUUAGAUUUUUCUGUAUAUUUAAAUUCUUAUUACAGUAAUCUAAAAACGCUGAUUCAGAAAUUUGGUAGAAACAUUUGAAGCAAUUUUCAGUGACAAUGAUACAGCAGUUUGAGUAAUAUGUGUAAGCUGAUUUUGCAUCCAGAAGUUUAUUUAUUUUUUGACUCAUGACAAAUACAUGUGGAUACAUUUCAUUUACAGUGAAAAUAUUUUGCUUUUUAAAAGUCUUCCUAAUGUCAGUCUUCCUUCGUCUGUGUUACUGAAACAAUGGUUUCUGCUUCAGUAGACCUAGAAUCAAUAGACAUUGCUAACAGUACUGGUUCUUGAGUUAGUUCCAUGCCACAGCAAUCUCUUCUUACAAGUUUUUUUUUAAUAUUUAAUCUAUUUAAUAAGAUAUACUACUAUAUUAGAAAAACUAUCAUAUCAUAGGCCAGUAGUUUUCAAAUGCACACAUUUCUUAGAGACUUUCUAGAUUAUCUGAUUAAGAAUCUCUUGAAAGAUUGUCAAAAAUAUAUGCUUCUGAUUCUCUGGUCUGAGAUAGGGUUAAAAGUUUGUACUUAAAAACUGACCCCACAUGGUUCUGAUGUCCGCAUCCUACCUGCUAAAUAGAGAGUGUCUAUACUCAGGUUUAAGGCAUUGCAUUUCUUUAGAUCACCUGGAACCUUUCUAAAUACAUCCGUAAUUUCUCUUCUUCCAAAACCAAUGCAUCCUUUAUUGCUAGUUAUUUUAUGCCUGGUACUGGACUCCUCAGUGAAUGUUGUGAUUUGAAGCACGUUACUCAGUUUCCAGGCAUCCUUGCACAUUACGUGUGGUUGGGAGCAGUAGUUCUCAGGUAUGAAUGCACAAUAGAGUCAUGCAAAGAGGGUGGUUUGUUUCUUUUUAACUAUGAAUGUCUAAGACCUAUCUUAGGAAUCAAAUUCAAUUGGUUUAAGAUAGAGCACAGAGGUGCAGUUUUAGUCUCCAUAAGUAAUUCUGAUGUAGCAUCCUCUCUGGAAACCACCAGUCUACACAUGGUGGGGUGCUUAACCUCGGGGAAGUGUUAGAAAAAGUUAUACAAGUUGAAAACAUAUCUCUUGAUCUCUUCUUUAGGUUUCUAACUGCAUGUUUAUGUUUUUCAGUGUAAAAUUGGACUAGACAAUUAUUAGAAUCCUUUACAAGCAUAAAAUUUUAUGCUUCUAUAAUCUGCUAAUCUUUUGCACAUGUUGAAGAGCCUGCUUUACAGAGUUCCAGAGUCCAUGAGUGCAAAAAUAGAAAGAUAAUUUUCAGUUACGAUGUGAAAUAUACGAGUUAUAGCAUCUACCUGUUAACACAGAUGUAUAAUUGGAUCCAAGUUUGCCUGGCUAGUUGUGUCCAAGUCACUUGACUUCUCUUAGCCUCAGAGCCUGCAUACUCUUGAGGUGACAUACCCUUGAUGUGUGGUCUAUAAGAACAAAAUGAAAUUGUCUUCAAAGAGGUUAAAUCAGUAUUUGUUACCUUUUUGGUGGGAUGUUUGAAACUAUACCCCAGCUCUGAACAUUCUGGCAAAUGCUCUACCACUGAACUAUAUCCCCUACCCCCUUUUCUUUUAUCGUUGCAAAAGAUAAUUGAAAAUUCCAGAUAUAGAUCCUCAGUUUCAUGUUUAAACUCUGAAGAUGUUAAGCAGGUAACCAGGUAGAUCUCUAAAACUUUAAACAAGCCUAAGGAAUAGUUUUCAGGAGAUGGGAAACAAAUAAAUUAGUGUGAAAACAUUUAUUCAUGUAUGUAAUUGUUAAGUCACUGAGAGAGUGUGGGCACCAGGCAGCGGCAGUGAAUAGGCAUUGUGUGCAUUACAAAACACAUAGGCUGUUUAUUCAAAUAAUUGGAAAUCAAACAAACCUAAUUUUCUCUCACUGUUAUGAACAAUCAGUAGAGUAAUAGUCAAUUUAGUUCAUAACAGUUGACAUAGCCUAAGUUCCAGAAGGAAACAUCAGCAAGAUUCUCAGAGAUUAUUUUAUGGCAAGGAAAUAAGACUUAGAAAUAUCCAAUGACUUAAUUUUAUCCUUCACUUUAAAGCUUUAAUAGUUUAGCAACAGAACUAGUCAAUGACAGUUGGAAAAGAAAGUCAAAUCUCCAUCUACUUUUCAAGUGAAAAAACAAAAAAAAUCAUAAAAUGUUAUUUUUAAAGUGCUAGGAUAUAAAUUCAGUCAACAAAAAUGUAUUUGUUUAAUGAUCAAAACUAAAAUGAUUGUUAGCCAGACCGUGAUUAAGACUCUCCUAAUUGCUAAUUGCCUAAUAAAUAGAGUUAUGACAUGAGCAAUCUGAACUGCUCAUUAGCAUAGUUUUUAAGCUAUAUUUGGCUAAAACAAAAAAAUAAAGUAGACUUAAAGAAAAAUUUUAUUUUAAUGUGUGAAAGAAUGAAUGAUAUUCAAAAUAGUAUUUUAAAAGUAUUUUCUCAUUGUAUUUCUUGGAAAUACAUAUUAGAAAUGUUUAUUUCAUUUACAUGUGUAGAAAUCUUUAAAAUGGAAUUGUCUUUCUGAAUUUUCUGGAAACUAAAUAAUUUUAAAACAGUGUUAUGCCAAUUAUGUUAAAUUUAAGAUUUAUGAAAUUCUGUUGUGAACUUUCGCCACCACCAUGUUUUAAAGGUGAUUUCUACAGAGUACAAAACUGUAGUACUUGGUUCACUGUAAUGACUUUUCUACCCAUUGUUGCAUUUCACUUUGACUAAUGAGGGCUGAGGAAAUAGAAAAGCAGCCUUGACAGAAAGCUUACCAAAGACUCAACAGGCAACCCUACAUUAAUCAUUGUGUAAGAUAUUUGUACCAGAGUUACAACAGUACACCACCCAAUCUUGCACUGUUCUCAUUAGCCACUUUUAAAUCCACAGUUGAGAUGAUCCUGAACGUAUCAUCUUUAUCCAAGGAGAAAUUACAAGAGGAGAGCUGACUGAGGUGGUACAAAUGUCUGCAGUUAUAGUAAUGAGAAUAAGUUUCUUGUCCUCUGGUAUCUUCAUCAAAGGCCUUUGAACAAACCUCUGUUAUUUAGAUUGUCUAUGCAAAAUUGGAAGAAGCAUGCUUUUAAGAAAACAAAUGAACUAUCUUGAAUAUUUCAUACAUUACUUUAAAAUAAUCCAAGGACAAACUCUGUGUCAUACUGCAGACAAGUACUUCAUCUUCACUUAUGAAUGCUCUAUAUUUAAUCAUUAUGAGCUCUGGAAGAUUAACAGAUUUUAUGCCAUUAAAAUGGGAAUAGGAAAAAGUAAAAUUGAUGGCAUAUUUCUAUUCUUAAAAAGUGAAAUAUAUGAGCUAUUUUGAUGAUAGCCUUAUAAAUACAAUACAUAUAUAUAUUCAUUUUUCCUUUAGUUCUAUUUCUUUUUCUCAAAAUCAGAUUUGUUAGGCGUAAGGGAUAAUAGAAUAAUCAUGACUAUAAAAAUAUAUAAAAUUCUUAAGAAAUAAAUAAUGUAUGUCAGAAGUGAGACAUAUUUACCUGUAGAGAUGAAUCUGGUCAAACUUUUUGAAUGACAUUAUUGUAAUUAAUUACCUUCACUGUAAUAAUGUGGUUUAUUCUGAACAUAAAACAACACGUGAAUGUAGUAGGAGUUAUUAAAUGCAAAAAAUAAAAACAUAAAUAUACAAGUCUGUACCUAGACUCAGGUUCACAAAGCUGCAGAAAAUUAUAUGCCAUUGAGAAACAAGAAAAUGAGAAUGAAAUGAGAUUGUAAUGCAAGGUGUAGUUUUCACCUGUGAAAAUCUACUGUGAAAUUUACUAGCAAUUCUGAGCCACAGAUUCCUCAUCUAUAAGCUACAGGUGAUGGACUGAUAUUAAAAUCACCAGAAAACUCUUUAAAAUGCUGAUACAUUGAUUAGAAUUUCCGAUUUCAUCAUAUGGGCUGCCAUAUAGCCUUCUAGAUUAUUCCCUCUACUUCCUGCGUUCCAUGUGGUUAUGCUGCGUGAGCCACAAAAAAGGAGGGAAAAAUUUAACAGACAAUUUCUUAUAGAGCUAUGAUUAAAAAUUUGCUAAAAAAAGAAAGGUGCGGUGAAGUUCUACAAGUGAAGAGUUGGAACUUUGCAUGCUUCCUCUUGACCUCAUUUCCUCUAGUCUGUGUGUGUAGCACACAUGCCAAUAUAUUUUUAAGUAGUUCAAAUGUAACUUUGAAUCAAGACAUAAAUAAAGAGGUUAAAAAUCACACUGAAACAGAUGUGCCAAUUCUAUCCAAUAUGUGAAUUGUAAGGGUCAGUAACCCUUAAACUAUUUAGAUGAUAAUUGUAUGUUUUAUUAAUGUAUUGUAAUUUUGCAUUAUUGUAUUGUCAUAUUUAAGCAAACUCCUAAAAAUACCCUGAAACCUAUUGCCAAAUGUACAGUUUAUUGGUUCAUGUUAUUUCUGAUAAGAAUUUAACUGCAUUGUGCUAAUAGUUGUUAAUCCCAUUAACUUUCUGUGGGUGUACUGUUGUGAUGCAGACCUGAUAUGGUUAUUGUAAGCACACUAAUUAGUCACUUGGAUUUUUAUAGAUAAAAUCACACAUUGACCAGAAAUCACUUUUCUACUUAUUUUUUUGUAGAGUAUUUUUCCACACACAAAAGAACAUGAUUAUUUUAUAUCAAACAUCAGCUUUUCUUUAAAGUCUUAUUUUAAAAGCCAAUGCAUGUUUGAAAUAAGAUGUUAAAUAUUAUAUUGCAAUAUUAAGAUUGUUUAUAUUAGGUGAAAAAUGCAUGUAGUUGGUAAUCAUGCAUCUUUGUGGGGAAAUCUGUACUGCCAAAACACACAGCCUCGUCUCAAUCUGUGAGCAGCAUUCUACAUCCUUUUAAAAGCCCUUUUUAAUUAUUUAGUAGAGGGAAAAUGUUAUUCUUAGUGCUAUGAGCCAACAAACAAUGUUGAUUUGCUUUUUUUCUAACUUUGUGGCAUUUAUGCUAAAAUUUUCCCAGAGAAAAAAAUAGGAGUUAUUGGAAAUGAAAUAUAAAGAAUAAAAUCAUUUGUUAGAAAAUAAUACAAUUCACUGUACAACAAUGUAUUUUUAUGAAGAUAUAGAAAAAUCAUCUGAAGCAUUUCUAUUCUAUGAACACAAUAUCCUGACAGCUUUUAUAAUCAGAAAUUCCCUCUCUCCCUCUCUCCAUCUCUCCCUCCCUCCCUCUCUCCCUUUCUCUCUGUCUCUCCCUCUCCCUCUGUCUGUCUCACUUCUCUCUCUCCUGCUGAAAUCAAUACUACUGCCAGGGGAAAGGGGGAACACUUCAGGUCAGGUCUGCACAACACUAACAUACUGAACCUAAGUGAUUCUUUUAAAUGCAGGAAGAAUAUGAAUAUCAGUUAGACAUUCUUCUCCACGCUGAUAAUUUAAGAAGUCUUGAAUAUAGCAAAAAUCACUCCAUUCAGUGAAAGGUGCUUUUUGUUUGUUUUAUUUCAUUGACUGUUUGUUUUGAUUUUAGAAAAUAUAGUUGUGCAUUUAAAAGUUUUUAAUUCCACCCAAAUAAUAUGCACCUACCAACCACCCCUUACCCAAAUGGAAUUAGUCACUGAUCAUAUCUUAAUGCUAGAACAUUGUUUUUUGUAGCUUAAAAAAUCAAUAUUAGCAUUUAUGAUAUUGCGAGAUAAUUUCAUUGCUAUGCUAUUAAGAGACUGGCAUUCAUAUUUAUGCAUGUAUUUAUUUAUUUAUUUAUUUAGAGAAUUGGCUCCUCUAUGCUCAACUUUCCCAGUUUCAGUGAAGUUAAUAUAAUAUUAAGAGAAUUGGACUCUAGCUGCUAUUCCAAGUCUAAAUCAGGUUACUGAAUCUUGUAUCCUUGAAGUACAGCAUUAAUUCAAAUGACAAGUAGCCAAUCCCAGCAAUGUAAAGAUAAAUACAGCAUCCAAGAUGUGGUAUGUGUGUGGCAUUCAGCAAACAUUGAUCUGGGCUCUAAUUUUGAUACCAUGUUGUUCCAUUUAUUGAUCAAACCUGUAAAUAAAAUAGUAUUUUAUGGCAGCUAAACAAAUAUUUUAACAAGCCAUGAAAGGCAAGAUGCCACAGAAGACCUGUAUAUUCACUUUUUGGAGAAUUUACAUUUUCCACAGUUUAAACUGGAGAUACCAUUUGAAGUUUCCUUUAUGUCAUCACAAUGUAAAUGACAUUUCUGCUCAUAGAGAUCUUUCUGGGCUUAUAAAUAUAUUGUGUGACUGCUAUAAUUUUGUGAAAAAAUUUUAGUAAUUAAUAGUGACUUCUGUGAUCUCUGCUAUAAUUACAAGGCAGAAAUAAAUGUACAAAAAUUUUGAGCCUGUUGUGUGUAUGAACAAAUUUUUCUUCAAUCGCACUUCACAUACUCAGUGUAAGUACCUCACUGAUUUACCACUGGAUUUGUUCCCAGAAUGUGUAAAUAAUGAUGUUCAAUUCAGGUUGAAGAAUUCCUGUAAUGUGAAUAUUUAAAAUAAAAAAUUUCAAGAGUAUAA
This is a messenger RNA of Cavia porcellus (domestic guinea pig), 12189 nucleotides long. It is a transcript of the gene Fut9, whose product is annotated as fucosyltransferase 9. The transcript is spliced from 2 exons. The record is from RefSeq and is a predicted model, not a curated record. Gene Ontology annotation, molecular function: alpha-(1->3)-fucosyltransferase activity. Bases 803 to 1882 code for a protein of 359 amino acids. Gene Ontology annotation, cellular component: membrane. Lineage: Eukaryota; Metazoa; Chordata; Mammalia; Rodentia; Caviidae.